AUGAACAGUCCUGGAGAAGCAUACAGUCACGUUUCGCCGGAUGAUAAUGACGAUUCCAACACCAACCCCGACAUCAACAGCAACAAUCGCCGCCAGAGGAUCAAACACGCCUGCGAACCUUGCAAGAAGAGAAAGCGGCGCUGUGACGGCGAACAGCCAUGUGCUACCUGUAUCAAAUACGAAUAUAGAUGCUACUUCGAAGCGGUGCAGAGGAAACGCCGGAGUCGUCAACCGGAAGGAUCACCUAGUAGUCAUCAUGAUGUACUUUCGGUUGGGACUCCUCUGAGCGUCGUUGGAGUUCCUCCUGAAAGUAAUCGAGAGGCGGCGGCGACGGCGACGAACGGGACAAGCCCGAGGGAGGCCAAUGCUAGUGUCGCAUUUGCUCAGCUGCUUCGGAAGCGACUUGAGCCUCGUCAGGCAGACCAGCCCCAGGCAAGAAGCUCCACCUGGAAUAUCGGAAUAAGCGAGGAGCAACAAGAACUCCCUUCGGAACUCACGAGGCUCAUUACGAAAGAGCAGAUGAGGAGGCUUUCAGAAGCAUACUUUGGCACGAUCCAUCAACUGUACGGCUUUCUGAACAGGGAGGUAUUCGACGCCAAGAUUGAGAAUAGAUGGCAGAUGAUCUAUGAUCCGGACCCAUACGAUUCAAUUCUGUGUGGUGUCGCUGCACUGGGAUCCCAGUUCUUAGGAGACUCUUCCACAUCUCUCGAAAUGUCACUAGUAAAUUGUGCUAAGAGGAUGCUGGAGAUCACCAGUGCCUCGAACACCCCUUCCUAUGAGAAUGCAGCAUCAUGGACAUUGCGGACAAUCUACCUCCGAAGCACUACUCAACCAUACGCUGCCUGGAUAACGAGUUGUACCGCAAUGCUCACUAUUGAUGGUCUCGGGGUGGUAGCAGAGGCUGAUGACGAAUCCGAGGAUGGUAUCAUCAACAAGCGAAGACUGUUCUGGUGUGCGACUGUGCUCAAUACUUGGGUUUCGAAUGAAUAUGGACGCUCGAAGGUCGAAGUCUCUAAGCAACCCGUAGCCCACCUGGUCAGAAGACCCGGUGACUUCACUCCCGAUCUUCUUUAUCUCUACAGAAUCUCUGAACGACUAGACCCCAAGAAGCCUUCCACGGCAUCUGAAUUUGAAGCUGGUAUCGCAGAACUUGUUACAUUCCAACCUCCCGCGGACGGAUUGUUUCUUUCGCAAAGCAAUCUGGCCCUGGCUUUGUAUCGCCGUCUUCGCUUUGUCUCACCAACGAUAUCUGACGAGACGAUCCGGAGAGUUAUCGACAUGGGUAAUGCCGGACUGGAUGCAGUCUUGCGACUUAUAAGGCUGCGCCAACCAUGGUGGCACGUUGCCAAUGUGCCGUUCCAAUUCAUAUGUACACUUCUUGUCAUCGACACCGAAGAGUCGCUGGAGCACCUUGCCCGGGCAGUGGAUACUUUGCAGGCGGUUGCGGAAUGCUUUCCAACCCGUUCUCUGACAGACACUUUGUCUAUGGUCAGGAAGCUCAUUCAAUUGGCUUGUAAGCAGAAGAGGGGGCAACUCAGCCUCUUAGAACAAAGUUUGGCCCCUCGACCGGCUCCUAUGAGAGAUCAGUUGAACUUACAGAUGAGUUCUGGUCAGGGUCAGCAGUCCGACCCUUUGUGGGACAGUACAUCCCCAGCAUCGGCUGACUUCUCCGACUUUGACUGGGAGAAGUUCUUUAGUACUGAUGUCUCUGUUUUGGAGUACCCUGCCCCACUUUCUUGA
Molecule: messenger RNA, 1740 nt
Organism: Drepanopeziza brunnea f. sp. 'multigermtubi' MB_m1
Lineage: Eukaryota; Fungi; Ascomycota; Leotiomycetes; Helotiales; Drepanopezizaceae
Biological process (GO): response to xenobiotic stimulus; regulation of DNA-templated transcription
Molecular function (GO): zinc ion binding; DNA-binding transcription factor activity, RNA polymerase II-specific
Source: RefSeq, a predicted model, not a curated record